AUGGCGGCAGAUUUGGCAGUAAAGCUUGAGGCGGAGAAUCCCUGCUGUAAAGGGAAACAAAAUCUUGGUCUUCAGUGGAGGGAGAAAUACUUGAAUCUUGAAAAGAAGAGGUAUGCGCUGUGGCAAGCGGUGAACAUCCUUACACCACAAAUCGAUACAUUUCAAUCUGAGAAUGCCAUUCUCAAGAAAGCAUUUGAGGAGGAGCAGGCAAAAGCAGACAAUGAGAAAGAGGGGCGGCUAAAAGAGGAAAAAGAAAUCAAUCGGCUUGAGGAGCUUUUUGAGAAAGAGAAAAAAAGGGCAGAUACCGAAAGGAAGAAUGCUGAGGGGGAGAAAAAGAAAGCUGCAGAAAUGUUCAAAUCUUUAAAAGCCGAGAAGGAUGAAGAAAGAAGGAUUGCCAGAACUGGAGCAGAGAAGGCUGAGCAGUACAGGCUUCAGCUGGAGAUUUUGAAGAAAGAGGCUGAUGAAGCAAAGUCAAAGUUAGCCUCUGAAACAAUGAAGUUUGAACGAGCAAACAAAAGACUUGUAGAAGAAAGAAAGAAGGCUCUCAAAGAGAGAAAGCGGGCAGAUUUGGAGAGGGCCAAAGCAGAGGAGCGAAGGAAGCUUGCAGAAGCUAAUGGGAAGAAGGCUGUUGAAGAGAAAUGUAAUGUUGAUAACUUGUAUCGGCAGUUGGAAGAGAAUAGACAAAAGAACAGGCUUCACUGCGAGAUAUUAAACAGAGAAGUGGAUGAACACAAAUCGGUUUUGGAGCACUUGAAAGAGUCAAACAACAUGUUUGAGGUUGAAAACCAGAAGGCAAUCAAGGAGAAAAAACUUGCAGAUUCAGAGAUGGCAAAAGCAGAAGAGCAGAAAAAUCUUGCAGAUUUACAAGAAAACAAAAAAAAUGAACUUCAGCCCUCUAGAAAGUUGGUUGAGAGAUCUUCUGUAGCACCAGCUAAAACUGUCGCUUCUGAAAAUGCAAAUGUGAAGCUUUUGAAAAAAGAACUGAAGUUUGAGAAAAAGCAAGCAAAGCAUGCCAAAAGAGUGGCCAAGUUGGAAAAAAGCCGUAACUGCAUCCUUCAACAGGAACUUGGUCACUUGAAGCUGGAGUUUGAUCAAUUUGCAAAUCGCUUGGAUAUACUGAAUAAGUCAUUAGCACGUAGAGCUGAAGGUAUUGAUGACCCAGAAAAGAAUGUCUCAAUUGCAUAUAUGCAAAGGUUAAACAUGAUGAAGAAGCUCUGCAGUUUGGAACCAACUCGGGCACACCUUCAAAGUGAAAAUGAACUUGUGAGACCUAGUUGCAUGGAUAUGGAUGUCUCAUAUCCUCUCAGGCAAAGCCUCCAACAUCCUGCACAUUUGCUACCUAUACCUGGAGGAAAUUUUGAUGAGCCCAUUUCAGGUAUUAAUUCUAAAUUGGAGUCUCCGCUUGGAUGCUCUAACUGGAAAAUGUUACAGACUUCUGCAAUAAAUUCGAGUAUGGCAUCUUUUUCUGAUGGACAGUUAAUGGGCUCACAGGAGAAGGGUGCUCUUUCUGGUACUACAUCCACAAAAUUAGUUGAAGAGAACUUGAAUGCACAACCAACAAUAUCCAACUUGUCUGGCAAAGUUACUAAAUUGAGGUGCUGUGAAAAAUCUGCAGUGGUGGGUGAAAAUAAUGUCAAAAUUGCUGAUAGCGAUGAUGUUGGCAGAGGUUGUGAUCGUAGUAGGAAGAGAAAGUGGUUACCUGAUUCUGCUGAGCCCAUUGAAUAUUUGUAUUCCAAGGGUAAGAAGUUGUGUGUGCAGAUAGAAGAGAAUCUAUCUUUGUUGCAUGGUAUGUUAGACAGACGAAUAGGCAGUCCCUUGGAAGAAGUAAGAUGUCUGGCUCCUAAUCUGCAAUGCAUUCCACACGGUAUGCUUGAUGGGUUGCACAAAAAGAGCAAGGUAUCUCCUGAAGACGCACAUAAGAAGCAUUUUUGUGUCAGUGAUGAGCAAAAGAAGACAGAAAAAUCUGGAACCGAAGUCUUGGAGGAUUCAAGUGAUCUUGAAACUAUGGCAAGUUUUGAGGAUGUAGCUGAUGGUGACUACAAGAAACUGCUGGACUUGGAUGACGCUGCUGACGAGCAACAUUACAGGAUGGCAGCCGAAAGGCCUGUGUCACCAAGUCUACCUAUUAUUGACUUUGAUAACAGGCAAAUAUUUGAUGUGGAUUGUUCUGAAGCUUUAGUAGUGGAAUGGACCUAUAAAGAGGUAUCGACUGAGCACAGCUUUGAUGUUAUUGAUGUUGAAAUUGAGUCCAAUAAGCUAAAACAUACUGCUCUAGGAACUUCCUGUAAUCUGUCACUGCAUAAGAUUGUAGGCCCUGCUGAUUCCGUUGCUGUCAUUGGGAAUGGUUUCUGGACUGUAGAGGCAGGAAAUGCUAGUCCUCAGAAGGUCCAGGACUCAGGUCUGGUUGUGGGCAUUAGUAAUUUGCCUAGAUCAAGAGAAGAGGAAGUUAAUUUUCCAUUUGAAAGUGAAUUUGGAUCUGCAUGUGACACUGUUCCAAAAUACUGUGUCGUGUCUCCCAACAUGAGAGAUCGUAACGUCAUUUCUAGGAUAUUUAAAACUACCAAAACUUGUAUAGCUCGGUGCUGUUUGCUUUCUCAAACGGAGUGGGUGGUGCCAAAGAUUCUGCUUGCUCUUAUGAUGGAAGAAAAUCUUUUACUUGUGGAAAGGGUCUGCGUAUUUUUUACAUUGGUGCUGCUCAAUUUGUCCACCGCUGCUCCAAGGAAAGUUGGAAACUGCUUGAAUACGGAUUCCAUCCUCUGGUUGGAUUCUUUCUCUGGGCACAUACGUGCAGUGAUGUCUGAUGUGGAGACAAGAAGCAUGCUUGCAGAUUUUGAUUUCUUGGAUGAACUUCUUAGUCUCAUUGAGGAAUUCCUUAUAGACGGAAGAGUUCUGGCGUACACAAAUAUAUCAUCUAACACAUUUAUCGAAUGUGAUACAAGAAUUAACUUCCUCAUGGAUGGUGUGACUAUUAGUUUUUCAUAUAAAGUUUCUUCUGCUGAUCAGUUGGUGGCUGGGAGCAUUAUAUUAGCAUCAAUAUGUGCAGCAAUAGACCAGAUUGGUUUUAUAUGUGAGGCAUCCUACAACAUCUUUCGGAGGCAUGCUUGUGAUUCUUCAUUGGUGCUUAGCAUUCUUCAUGUUUUUGCUUAUCUGUGUGGACAAAAGCUUUUCAGUGCCACAAAGUAUGGUUUGAUGGUGACUGUCUUCAAAUCAAUAGUGAUGUUACUUGAGGGAGUAAAUUCUUCUGAUCCUGCUGCUUCUCGUUCUUUGUCUGUAAGCAAGGAUCAAUUUCUUUUCCAUCCAUGCACCAAAUGCCCAUUUUUGAAGGAUGCUGUUUCUAUAGAUACUGUGACAUCAUUUCUCUUGAAAUUCAUCUGGAAUAAUGCUGGGUUGGAAACAUCAAACUAUGAUGUGAUUAAAUCCUUUGAUAUGUUGAAUUCUGAAGUUCUGUAUAACAGUUUUAACUCUGAAGUAAGUUCAAGCCAUGAAGGGUUUUAUUGUGCCACCGAUGUGAAUUUUGGUACCCCCUGUUGCUUGGAAAAGUAUGAGAUGCCCACUACUCAAUCACACUCUGUUGCUUGUAUGCGUCUCUGUCACCUUACUGAUGUUCUAUCGUUGGUGGAGCUGGUUGCAUGCAACAUGAGAUGGGACUGGACAAGCAUCAAAAUGAUCCCUCAGCUGUUGAAAAUUUUGGAGUUGUGUGUUGGAGGACUUUGCUGCUGCUAUUGUUGUUCUCCUUGGACAACUUGGGAGGCUUGGAGUUGAUGCUGGUGGAUAUGAAGAUAAAGGAGUUGAAAAUUUGAGAUGUAAUUUAUAUACUUUUCUUAAUCGUUAUACUACCAUGAAAGCAGGUCUACACCUUCAAAUAGCCACUGCCACUGCUUUGCUUGGGCUUCUUCCUGAUGAUUUUGAUACACUCGUUCAGAGUAAUGUGAAGAUUCAGGUAACUGCAACUCCGUCUCUUCUUGCUGAUUCUAUGAGGAAGUGGUUUUCUUUGCUGAGCAAGGAGCAACGGGACUUGUCAGUACGGCUUUUACAACCGGCUGGUGCAAAACAAAAAUAGGAACAGAGAAUCUCUACAGAGUUGCGACUGGGUUUUACUACUAGGGUAUUCUUACCUGAGUUUGAAGUGGGAUAUUGUGCAAGUUCUUUUAUUCAAUUGGAAUUGAAGUAAGAAAUUUUAUCAUUCACCAUUGGGAGCUAGUGUAUCACCAGAAGAUGAAGAUGCUGGUACUGAUUUUGCAAAGGCAUUAUUUACUUGUUUGCUUAUUUGAUGGAGAAGUUUUUGAUUUUUUAGCCACCGUCUACAGUUGCAUUGUUUUGAUGGCAUUGAGAGCUAUCAUAUACGAAGAUUCUGGGACAGAUUAUGCGAGGCAGCAAGGGCAUUUUUAGUUACUUGUUUGCUCAUUUGCCGGAGAGUUUUUGAU
Molecule: messenger RNA, 4424 nt
Organism: Juglans microcarpa x Juglans regia
Lineage: Eukaryota; Viridiplantae; Streptophyta; Magnoliopsida; Fagales; Juglandaceae
Exons: 11
Coding region: 1-3762 (1253 amino acids)
Source: RefSeq, a predicted model, not a curated record